AUGAUAUUGGAUUUGCCUAGCCAAGACGGUCGGAAUAUGUCCAUACGUUUAUGGGAUGUUAAGAUAGGAUAAUAAAGAGCCAAAUUGGAUUGUUAUUCAGGAAAAUUCUAUUCAGUCAAUUUCUCUCCUGAUGGUACCACAUUAAUAUCUUACUAAUUUCUGAGAAAUAUCUCUUAUUUUGAAGUUCUAUUUUUGCAUUGA
Messenger RNA from Paramecium tetraurelia, 201 nucleotides. RefSeq lists its product as uncharacterized. Lineage: Eukaryota; Ciliophora; Oligohymenophorea; Peniculida; Parameciidae. Gene Ontology annotation, molecular function: protein binding. The record is from RefSeq and is a predicted model, not a curated record. The transcript has a single exon.